This is a messenger RNA of Peromyscus eremicus (cactus mouse), 4544 nucleotides long. RefSeq names its product myosin IIIA (gene Myo3a). Gene Ontology annotation, cellular component: myosin complex. Gene Ontology annotation, biological process: protein phosphorylation. Lineage: Eukaryota; Metazoa; Chordata; Mammalia; Rodentia; Cricetidae. The record is from RefSeq and is a predicted model, not a curated record. The transcript has 26 exons. Gene Ontology annotation, molecular function: cytoskeletal motor activity; ATP binding; protein binding. The coding region runs from base 1 to 4047 and encodes 1348 amino acids.
AUGCUUCCAUUAAUUGGAAAAACAAUCAUCUUUGAUAACUUUCCUGAUCCUUCUGAUACAUGGGAAAUCACUGAAACCAUCGGCAAAGGAACGUACGGGAAGGUUUUUAAAGUCCUGAAUAAGAAAAAUGGCCAGAAAGCAGCAGUCAAAAUUCUGGAUCCAAUCCACCUGUGCAAUGGAGGAUCAGUGACCGAUCUUGUGAAAGGAUUUCUGAAGAGGGGGCAAAGAAUGAGCGAGCCUCUGAUUGCAUAUAUUUUACAUGAAGCACUCAUGGGACUUCAGCAUCUGCAUAACAACAAAACUAUCCACCGCGAUGUAAAAGGGAAUAACAUUCUGUUGACUACUGAAGGUGGAGUCAAGCUAGUAGAUUUUGGUGUGUCUGCACAGCUCAGCAGCACCCGGCACCGCCUGAACACCUCUGUAGGAACACCGUUUUGGAUGGCUCCUGAGGUGAUUGCAUGUGAACAGCAAUUAGAUACCACUUACGAUGCUAGAUGUGACACAUGGUCCCUGGGUAUCACCGCUAUUGAGCUUGGUGAUGGAGAUCCUCCACUAGCUGAGCUGCAUCCCAUGAGAGCGCUCUUCAAAAUACCAAGGAAUCCACCCCCUAAACUAAGGCAGCCUGAGCUAUGGUCAGCAGAGUUCAAUGACUUCAUUAGCAAAUGCUUGACCAAAGAUUAUGAAAAGCGUCCAACAGUGUCGGAUCUUCUGAAGCAUAAAUUCAUUACUCAGAUCGAGGGCAAAGACGUGAUGCUACAAAAACAGCUAAUGGAAUUCAUUGAUAUUCAUCAGUGCUUGGGCAGCACAGAGAAGGCCAGGCACAAACAGAAGCUGAAUCUUUCAGCUGUGUUUUAUUCAGACAGCCAGUGGUCUGAGAAGACAGUAGAAAAUUAUCCUAAAGAUUUUCCUCAAAUCUCAUCUGCAGCAAGCAGGUUGUAUAGGAAGGGAAACAAGACAGUCAACAUUCCAAGAUUUACUCUUGCUCUUCUGCAACUUGGAAGUGUGUAUAGUGUGCUGGCCGCAAUCUUGAAUGUUGGAAACAUUGAAUUCUCCUCUGUGGCAACUGAGUACCAGAUGGACAAGAGCUACAUCUGCAAUCACGCAGCUCUGGAGAACUCAGCAUCUUUGCUUUGCAUUCAAGCAGAUGAGCUACAGGAAGCUCUUACCUCUCACUGUGUGGUCACUAGAGGGGAAACAAUUAUCCGACCCAACACGGUAGAAAAAGCUACUGAUGUCCGAGAUGCCAUGUCUAAAACUUUAUAUGGACGUCUCUUUAGCUGGAUAGUCAAUUGUAUUAACAGUUUGUUGAAACAUGACACAUCACCAAGUGGGGACGAGGAGCUGAGCAUUGGCAUUCUUGAUAUAUUCGGCUUUGAAAAUUUCAAAAGAAACUCCUUCGAGCAGCUGUGCAUUAACAUUGCAAAUGAACAGAUCCAGUAUUAUUUUAAUCAGCAUGUGUUCGCAUGGGAGCAGAAUGAAUACCUAAAUGAAGAUGUGGAUGCUAGAGUUAUUGAAUAUGAAGACAACCGGCCCCUCUUAGACAUGUUUCUGCAGAAGCCAAUGGGCUUAUUAUCCCUGCUUGAUGAGGAAAGUAGAUUUCCCAAGGCCACUGACCAGACUCUCAUAGAAAAGUUUGAAGAUAACCUGAAAUCACAGUACUUCUGGAGACCCAAGAGAAUGGAACUUAGUUUUGGCAUUCACCACUAUGCGGGCAAAGUCCUCUACAGUGCUAAUGGGUUCUUGGCGAAAAACCGAGACACGCUCCCAACUGAUAUUGUGUUACUUUUGAGGUCAUCAGAAAACAGUGUAAUUCGGCAACUUGUCAACCACCCUCUGACUAAAACAGGUAACCUGCCACUUUCUAAAACUAAAAAUCUGAUAAACUAUCAGAUGAGGAAUUCCGAAAAAUCCACAAACCUGACCAAGGGUGAAACUAGAGACAUCACACGCCAUGCCUGUGAAACCACCAACAUGAAAACACAAACGGUCGCAUCAUAUUUUAGAUAUUCCUUGAUGGAUUUGUUAUCUAAAAUGGUGGUGGGCCAACCUCAUUUUGUGCGUUGCAUCAAGCCAAAUAAUGAGAGACAGGCAAGAAAAUAUGACAAGGAGAAGGUUCUGCUACAGCUCCGCUGCACAGGGAUUUUGGAAACAGCCAGAAUUCGAAGGCUUGGUUACUCACAUCGGAUACUGUUUGCUAACUUUAUAAGAAGGUAUUAUGUUCUCUGCUACAAGUCGAGUGAAGAGCCCCCAGUGAGCCCAGACACCUGUGCUACCAUUUUGGAAAAGGCUGGUCUUGAUAAUUGGGCUCUUGGAAAAACAAAAGUGUUCCUUAAAUAUUAUCACGUGGAACAGUUGAAUCUAAUGAGAAAGGAAGCCAUUGACAAGCUUGUUUUGAUUCAAGCUGGUGUCAGAGCAUUCUUGGGUUCAAGAAGAUACCAAAAGCUACAGCAGAAGAGGAGAGACAGUGCUGUAAUAAUACAGUCAGCUGCAAGAAGACAUCUCAUGAGGAAACAAGGAAAAGAAACUGCUAACGUGAAAAACACAGCAGUAACGAACCUUCAAGCUAAUGAUCGGGAAUUUGACUACAAGAAAAACUUUGAAACUAAAAGGGAAUCUUUUGUGAAGAAACAGACAGAAAAUGCAGCGUUUACUAAUGAAUCCAACAUUUCAGCUCCAAACAACAAAGAGAGCCCAUCUUCAGGAAGGACAGCUCCCUUCAGAGCUGAGGGGAAAACCACCAAUGUUGCUGAGAGUAACAACAAAAGAUACCAGACUCAGAAGAAAAUCAGCAAUGUGUACGGGGAAGAGCGGAAUCAAGAGCUGUGUGUUGUGGGGGACCCUUGGGCAGAAGUAAGCCCUGGGAAGAAGUAUAUGCAAGACCUGGAAGAAAGCAGGAAGAUAAGGAAAGAGGAGAAAGGGGACACUGUGAUACAAACUUACUGUCAGUGGUACACAGAGGGGAGGAACUUUGAAGAAUCAAAAGCAACAUGUCUAGAAGGGGAGGAGACAUGGGAGAAGCCAAGCUGCCCGGGACUGUGGCUAACUGAGGAGAUUUACCUGAGAAAAACUUUGGAUCCUAGCCUUAACCAAAGGUCACUCUAUCAAAAUGCAGACAGCAAAGCCAAAGAAAAGAAGACAUCUGUGGUUACCCAGAAUGCACGGCUGUGCAACCUGGAGAGAGAGUAUCAUCACCUGCAUGGGUUCCUCAGAGAAAAAGACACAAGACCAGGGGAGCAGGCCCAGGAGGAAGACAAGGCGGCUGUGUUCAUUCAGAGCAAAUACCGGAGUUCCAAGCCAAAGCAGCAGUUGAGGGAGGACAGGCUGACACCUUACUUUAAGAAUCAAAAGAUCGUUUCGUCACCCACAGAAGUAGCAAGAAACAUUCACAGUGUUUAUUCCUGUCCUACAAAGCAUGAGGAGACCCAUCCUCUCAAGGUGACAAGCGACAGAGACUCAAAGGUGGCUUGGAAAAAAGAAGCCUGUGAUUUGGCAAUGUUUUCAAGACAGAUAUCAAAGUUAUCUGAAGAGUAUUUCAUUCUGCAGAAAAACUUGAAUGAAAUGAUUUUGUCACAGCAACUGAAGCCACUUUAUCUGGGUAUCUAUCAUCAUAAACCAGUUAAUAGAAGUGUUUCUACUCAUCAGUACCUCUCAGGUGUCGCUAAAGAAGAGCCAGAAAUAUUGAGACCUCCAAGACGACCCCGGAAACCCAAAACAUUAAAUAACCCUGAAGACUCUACAUACUACUAUCUACUCCACAAGUCAAUCCAAGAAGAAAAACGGAGACCAAGAAAAGACAGUCAAGGAAAAUUACUAGGUUUGGAAGAUUUCUAUUAUAAGGAACUUUUGCCCACUCAUUCUGGACCAAAGGAACAUAGCUCUAAUGUAAGAGAAUGGAGACCACAGAAGGAACUCCAGGAUCAAUGCACUGAGAUUAAUGAAAGGUGCUGGACUGCCAAGGGGAGCGAGGAGAUCUCCGCCAACCCUUACGACUACAGAAGGCUCCUGCGCAAAACCUCCCAGCGCCAGCGCCUGGUGCAGCAGUUGUAGCAGCUACAGAGCUUUAGGAAGUGCUGGACCCCGAGACACCAGAAGGACCAAAGCAGCAGCAGCAGCAACGGGCACCCUCUGGCACCCACCCGAACCCUCAGAACCCUCAGGCACUGGAGCCGCUGAUGGCCUGCCAGCUCUGUUCCCUCUCAAAUACUAGGGCCACCUCGAGGCCCUGACCCAAGAGAAUCUGAACUCCUUUGGGGAGUUCCAGAUACUGGACCCCCAGACUUCUCCCACCUGCCCGCCGCCCCCAUGGCCCUAAUGUACCACUGUAUUCUGCUGUUUGUGACUCAGGGUACUCACUCUGCCUGAGCGGUCACCAGUCCCUUUGCUCGUUUUGAAAUGAUUUAAGAGAUUUCUUCUUUCUUGAAAAGACUUUCUCAGGACCAAACGACAGUCGCUCUUGGUUGGGUAUGUCAGAACAAAGGUGAGAUGGCAGUGGGAAGGAGUUUUCUCCUCUCUUGAUUAAUAAUAUUGCUAAAUAAAGUAAGCAU